Messenger RNA from Bactrocera neohumeralis, 4931 nucleotides. It is a transcript of the gene ari-1, whose product is annotated as E3 ubiquitin-protein ligase ariadne-1. The coding region runs from base 1670 to 3181 and encodes 503 amino acids. Gene Ontology annotation, cellular component: cytoplasm; nucleus; ubiquitin ligase complex. Gene Ontology annotation, biological process: protein polyubiquitination; positive regulation of proteasomal ubiquitin-dependent protein catabolic process; ubiquitin-dependent protein catabolic process. NCBI's taxonomy places the organism in Eukaryota, Metazoa, Arthropoda, Insecta, Diptera, Tephritidae. The transcript has 9 exons. Gene Ontology annotation, molecular function: ubiquitin conjugating enzyme binding; zinc ion binding; ubiquitin protein ligase activity. The record is from RefSeq and is a predicted model, not a curated record.
CAUAACAGAACAUAACAUAAGAAAUUAUAACUAUUGCCCACGAACAGUCGUACCAAAACCAGCGUCAGCUUCAGCACAUUCAUACAUACAUACAUAUGUACAUAUUUAAAUACAGAGAACGCCAUUUACGACUUUAAGAAAUUGGAUAUUAAUCAAGCGGGCCAUAAAACGCAAGCAAAAAGCAAUAAAGGAGGCAGCAGCGAGCAGAUUUGGCACACGAUGCUUCGUCGUUCAAUCAGCGAAGAAAGUUCAUUUAUUGCAACCUCUGGGAACAACUAUAAAAUCAAGAAUAGUGGACGUGCUUUAAAUACGAAAUCGAAGACCAGCGCCUACGCUCGCCUGUGGCUACUAAGCAAAUUAAAAGCGGCAAAAUUACGGUGCUGCCAACUGCGCUAUGCCUGCAAAAGGGUAGCAAGGACGGCAAGGGAAACGCAGUUGGAACGCGUUACGUAAGCAAAUACAGACAAGAAAACGGAGAGCAGAACAAAUAAACGCCACGUCAAGCUGAAAAUGACGGAAGUGAAAAAUAAAUGUAAUAAAAAGAAAAAAAUACGCUGACACAAGCUGGUCUGCUGUUGCAUUGACGACGGCGAAUUAAACGGGGCCUCUUAGCUGCUUUCACAAAGUGGUUGUUGCACUCGCCUGGUUGUCUGCCGGCUGAAAGUCUGACGUGCGGGCUGUUUGUCGUUGUGUUGUUCGAUUGAAAGUGUUGUAGACUGUGAAGGGGUGCAGAGGACAAACGUUGGACAGAACGAACGUUGGAACACAAAAGAAACGAAAUCAACCGGUUAAAUAAAUACAACAAAUAAAAACGUUCAUUGAUGAGUUGUGGAACUUAAAUUUUUGCUUAUAAAGAGGAGCGAUUUACAGAGAAGGCGUGUGCAUAGAAAGUUUUCUUAACUAUAACAUAUUAAAGAAGUAUUCCAAUUGUCGGUCGCAGCAAGAAACUAAAGUAAACGCCGAAAAACUUAUAAAAGUCACUCGACAACUGCAAUUAAUUUGACCGCAAAAUAAAGUAAUUAUUGUAAAAGUGACAUCCGCGUUGCAGCUUUGUGGCUGGUGUGCUUGUCUCAAUCGUUGUCAAAGCUAUAAACACGAGACAAAGUCGAUUAGCUACCGACAUUGUUUUCAAUUCUCCUGCUCCUUUUGGUUAAAACGCCCCGAAGUGUGUGCGAGUGUGUGCCACUUAACGCCACAUACCAAAAUAUAAAGCAGCGUGUGGGUGAUUUGGGGCGGUAGGCAAAGCACGGAGAACAUAUUAGAAGUUGUAUGCUGCGCGGAACCAACGGAGGUGCUAAAAGUGACGUAUAUAUACGCCAUUAACAUAUUGGUUUCUACAAACGGUUGAAGGGCAGUGCAAAAGUGGAAUAAGUAAACUUUGAUUAGUCACCAAGCAACCCGCUGAAAUAUACAAAUAAGCGUAUAUUUUGUGUAUAUGACUUGCAUUGAAAAACUUGACUAUUUGAACAACACUAUUUGCAGCCGUAACUCUUGUUUGCAGCUAAACCAAACGCAACAGACAAUUUGUUGCUUGCCGUGCACUUAAAACUUCCAACUGUAUAGUAAGACAACCAAGCUGUGCCUAAUUCCUGCUGCAGCAUCAGUAACAAAAUAAAAUAAAAAAAUAAUAAAUAACUCGGCAUAACAAGGAAACAGCUAAAACAAUAAUAUGGAGUCUGAUGAGGAUUCUUAUGAGAUGGAGAAUGUUGAUUCUGGCAAUGUAUCGUCAGGCGAUGAGGGCGAUGAAGAUUUUGGCAUGGAGGUCGAUAUACCCUCUUCACAUGAUCGCCAAAUGGAAACCGAGGAGUAUCAAUAUGAAGUGCUUUCCACAGAUGAAAUAGUACUGCAUCAGCGAGAAAUAAUCGAUGAAGUCAACAAUGUGCUCAAGCUGCCGCCCACAAUAAUCCGAAUACUGCUAAAUCAUUAUAAAUGGGAUAAAGAAAAGUUACUAGAGAAAUAUUUUGAUGGUAACACAGAAGAAUUCUUCAAGGGCGCACAUGUCAUUAAUCCAUUCAACAAAUCUACCAAUCCAAGUCGACUUAAGUUGUCCAAAAAUCCAGUGGAGGAAUGCGAAAUUUGUUUCUCAUUGCUGUCACCAGAUGGCAUGACUGGUCUGGAGUGUGGCCAUCGCUUUUGCUUGGUCUGUUGGCGUGAGUAUUUAACCACAAAGAUCGUCACCGAAGGUCUCGGUCAAUCCAUCUCGUGCGCCGCACAUGGCUGUGAUAUUUUAGUCGACGACGUUACCGUAACUAAACUAGUGGAUCCGCGUGUCAAAGUGAAAUACCAACAACUGAUCACAAACAGUUUUGUCGAAUGCAAUCAGCUAUUACGCUGGUGUCCGUCCGUCGACUGUACGAAUGCAAUUAAAGUUUCGUAUGGGGAUGCACGCCCCGUGAGCUGCAAAUGCGGGCAUGUCUUUUGCUUUGCCUGCGGCGAAAAUUGGCAUGAUCCCGUCAAAUGUUGUUGGCUGAAAAAAUGGAUCAAGAAAUGCGACGACGAUUCGGAGACAUCCAAUUGGAUAGCGGCUAACACCAAAGAGUGUCCAAAGUGUAAUGUGACGAUCGAAAAGGAUGGCGGCUGCAAUCAUAUGGUGUGCAAAAAUCAAAAUUGUAAACACGAUUUCUGUUGGGUGUGUUUAGGUUCAUGGGAGCCGCACGGCUCGUCGUGGUAUAACUGCAAUCGCUACGAUGAGGACGAGGCGAAGGCGGCGCGUGAUGCACAAGAGAAAUUGCGCUCCUCACUGGCAAGGUACUUGCAUUACUACAAUCGUUAUAUGAAUCACAUGCAGUCGCUGAAAUUUGAGAACAAACUUUAUGCGGCCGUUAAACACAAAAUGGAAGAGAUGCAGCAGCACAAUAUGUCCUGGAUUGAAGUGCAAUUUUUGAAAAAGGCCGUAGAUAUACUCUGCCAGUGCCGUCAAACACUCAUGUACACAUACGUGUUUGCCUACUAUCUGAAGAAGAACAAUCAGUCAAUGAUCUUUGAGGAUAAUCAAAAGGAUUUGGAAUCAGCAACUGAGAAACUGUCUGAGUACUUGGAACGUGAUAUAACUUCAGAGAAUUUGGCUGAUAUUAAACAAAAAGUUCAGGACAAAUACAGGUAUUGCGAGAAGCGUCGCAAGGUGCUGCUGGAUCAUGUUCAUGAAGGCUACGAGAAGGACUGGUGGGAGUAUACAGAAUGACGCGAAUCCUGGAUGGAUGAUUAAAAAGCACCAACAAAAACAUAAUUUUUCAUUGAAUAAACAAUAGAGCAGAGCAGAGCCGAGCAGAGAACGGACGGGAGCAGCAGUCUGAGAUAAAAUGAUGUCACUAGUGUUUAUCGAAUGAAAAUGCAUGGUAAAACCCUAAAAAAACGAAACUGAAAACAAGAAAAGCGCCGCAACUCCCACAGAGCAGUAGCAAGCGUGUGGCAAUAAAUGGGGGUCGGAGUGGUGGAUGAAACGCGAACAUUGUUAGCCAAUGCUAUAUAAAUAUAUAUGUGUGUGUGUGUUUGACGAUUGUAUGUGUGUGUAACGCAUAGCGGCCACGACACGAAAAUUAACAAAACACCAACAACAACAACUACCAACAAUGCGACAGGCGAAUAAUGGAAAUAAUACUGCUUAACAAGACUUAAGUUGCAAAUUUAUUAUGAAAUUGUAAUAAGUAAAUUACGCAAAAACAGGAAAUUUCCCACAAAAAGUAGAAAAAAAAAUGAAAAUAAGCAAAUCCAACAAAUACUAGCAAUACAAAAACACUAAAACCAAUACCAUAACGUAUGUAUAUAUCUGUAUGUACAUGUAAAGAACUAGCAGCAAUUGCGCAGGCAGGCACCAGUUGCAACGCGGGGUUAAUUUCGAGGUGAAAGUUACAAAAAUGCUUAAAAUUGCGUUUUGCAUUGCGUCGUGUCAGCAUCAAGGAAAGGUUGCACUGUCAUUUUGCAAAGCACCUACAUACACAAUCAUACGAUUUACACACAGCACCACUACUCCGCACCACAGCCAGCCGCUAACUGCAAAUACAUGCAUGCUUUGGUUGACUUCUUGCUUAAAAGCAUUUGUUGUUUUUGUUUUGUGUUUUGUUUUUGGUUUGGCGUGCGUGUUGUUUUCAACGGAUUUCUACUUGAAAUAGGUCUUUUUAAGCAAAUUAGCGUUAGAAUGGCGUUUUAAAACAACAACAGAUAAUUGUACACAACAACAACUACGCAAAAUGUAUAUGCUAGAGCAUAGUAUGUAGUUAGAGUUAGCAAUGCGAAAUCGCAAACGCGGCGAAAAUGUAGAUUUUCUUUUUUGUGCGUGUGGCAAGCAUCAGAGAGCUGCCCAGGCGUCUGAUUUGGCAUUGUAUGCAAGAUUUUGUUAUGUAAAAUUAAUGUUUAGGGGUUGGAAGCAAAAAAUUUUGUAAUUGUUUUGUGUUCUUAUUAAUAUCAAUAAUAUUAUUUUUUAAUUUUAAUUUAAAUGAAGCUGAACGCAAAAGAAAUGUUAAGUUUUUCUCAUAUGAUUGUCAUUAUUUUUAUGUUGAUCCUUAUUUUGUAGUGUAUAAAAUCGCAAUCGUAAUUUUACCCAUAACCGUCAAACAACAUUCACUCUACGCAAAAUGCACACACAGCAAUAACAGAAAUAACAUACAUACAUAUAUGCAAACAACAAGAACAUGAAAAACAAUACAAAUUUACUAUGCAAAUUUUGGACGCUCAUUUAGCAGCAGCAACCAACCACAAGAGAAACCAAAAAGAAAAGUAAACAAAAACAUUUUGAAAAAACUUUUGGAAAUUUCUAUAUUUAAAUUAAAUAUAAAAAAAAUGUAACUAAAUAUUAGCGGUGUCAAAUGCGCAGAAUUGGCCAGGAGACAGUAGCUGAAGCUAAACGAAAUUUAACUUAGAAAAAAAGAUAAAAUAUGUAAAAUCAAACAGAGUCCACAAGUAAAAUAAAAAUAUAUACAAUACAUUAGCAGUUA